This is a messenger RNA of Dermochelys coriacea (leatherback sea turtle), 6731 nucleotides long. It is a transcript of the gene KDM2A, whose product is annotated as lysine demethylase 2A. The transcript has 24 exons. NCBI's taxonomy places the organism in Eukaryota, Metazoa, Chordata, Testudines, Dermochelyidae. Gene Ontology annotation, molecular function: histone demethylase activity; DNA binding; protein binding. Gene Ontology annotation, biological process: regulation of transcription by RNA polymerase II; protein demethylation. Bases 120 to 4049 code for a protein of 1309 amino acids. The record is from RefSeq and is a predicted model, not a curated record.
AGCCUGCUUGGAACGGGAGGGAGGAAGCCGCUGGGGAGGGGGUCGCGGCCGCGCAGGCGCAGUGUGGCGGCCGGGCCGAUCCUGUGUGUGUGUGUAUGUGAGAGUCUGACGGGUUCAAAAUGGCGGCGGCUGCUCCUGUAAAAGGACAAAGGAGAAGAAGAGACCUGGAGGAAGAGGAGGAAGACAGUAGCCCCGGAGUGUCCUUCUCACUCUCUUCAGAAGAGUCAGAGAUGGAGCCUGAGGAAGAGAGGAUCCGUUACAGCCAAAGAUUGGGGACAAGAGCCAGAUCCCAAGGGGUUAAAAGGAGCUGGUCUCUUUCACUCCCAUCUUGCAGGAGGUGGCACGCUGCAAGUGUGCAUCUUGCAAUGAACAAUGUGCGUGGCACAAUGAGGCGGCGCUAUGAAGAUGAUGGCAUCUCGGAUGAUGAAAUUGAAGGAAAGAGGACAUUUGACCUGGAGGAGAAACUCUCCACCAACAAAUUCAAUGCCAACUUCGUCCUCUUUAUGGAAGGCAAAGACUUCAAUGUUGAGUACAUCCAGCGGGGUGGCCUGAGAGACCCUCUGAUUUUCAAGAACUCCGAUGGGCUUGGAAUAAAGAUGCCAGAUCCUGACUUCAGUGUGAAUGACGUGCGACUGUAUGUAGGGAGCCGGCGGAUGGUGGAUGUCAUGGAUGUGAACACGCAAAGGGACAUUGAGAUGUCCAUGGCACAGUGGGCACGCUACUAUGAGACCCCAGAGGAGGAGCGGGAGAAAUUGUAUAAUGUCAUCAGCUUGGAGUUCAGUCACACAAGGCUGGAGAACCUGGUGCAGAGACCUGCUACGGUGGAUUUGAUCGACUGGGUCGACAACAUGUGGCCAAGACACCUAAAGGAGAGUCAAACAGAGUCUACAAAUGCCAUUCUGGAGAUGCAGUAUCCCAAGGUGCAAAAGUAUUGUCUGAUGAGUGUUAAGGGCUGCUACACAGAUUUCCAUGUGGACUUUGGCGGCACCUCCGUUUGGUACCACAUCCACCGAGGGGGAAAGAUCUUCUGGCUGAUCCCGCCAACGACCCAGAACCUGGAGCUAUACGAGAAUUGGCUGUUGUCAGGAAAACAGGGGGACAUCUUUCUUGGUGACAAAGUGUCAGACUGUCAACGAAUUGAGCUCAAGCAGGGCUACACGUUCGUCAUCCCCUCAGGUUGGAUCCAUGCUGUGUAUACUCCCACUGACACUUUGGUUUUUGGGGGCAAUUUCCUGCACAGCUUCAACAUCCCCAUGCAGCUAAGGAUCUACAACAUUGAAGACCGCACAAGGGUCCCAAAUAAGUUUCGCUACCCCUUCUACUAUGAGAUGUGUUGGUAUGUGCUGGAACGCUAUGUUUACUGCAUCACCAGUCACUCCCACCUGACGAAGGACUUCCAGAAGGAAUCACUCAGCAUGGAUAUGGAGUUGAGCUGCUUGGAGCCGGGAAACAUGGAUGAAGAGGAUGAUGCAGCAGGGAGGGACCCCAGGCGCCCAGUCACCAGACGAUCAAUUCUCACAAGCCCUGUGGCUAACGGUGCCAACCUAGACUAUGAUGAACUAAGCAGAGGCUGCAGGAGCCUGCCAGGCCUCAAGAGAACUCUGUCUAUGGAUUCGUCUGACUCCAGCCGGGGCUCCCACAAUGGUCAGGCCUGGGAUCCCCAUGGCAGCAGUCCUUUCAAGUACAGGAAGGUGCAUCUGACCCAGUUCGAACUGGAAGGUCUACGCUGCCUGGUGGACAAGCUGGAGUCGCUGCCUCUGCACAAGAAAUGUGUCCCCACGGGCAUAGAGGAUGAGGACGCCCUCAUUGCUGACGUUAAGCUGCUGCUGGAAGAGCACGCGAACAGCGACCCAAAACUGGCACUUACAGGAGUCCCUAUCAUCCAGUGGCCCAAGAGAGACAAGCUAAAACUCCAGGCCCGGCCGAAGGUGCGCCUGCCCACCAUCCCCAUCACCAAGCCUCACACCAUGAAGCCAGCCCCACGCCCGGCACCUGUGAGACCCACAGUGUCUCCGAUAGUGUCAGGAGCACGACGGAGGCGGGUGCGGUGCCGUAAAUGCAAGGCCUGCAUGCAGGGCGAGUGUGGCAUGUGCCACUACUGCAGGGACAUGAAGAAGUUUGGGGGGCCUGGUCGCAUGAAGCAGUCCUGCGUCCUCCGGCAGUGCUUAGCGCCUAGGCUGCCUCACUCGGUUACGUGCGCGCUUUGCGGGGAGGUGGAUCAGAAUGAGGAUUCGCAGGACUUUGAGAAAAAGCUCAUGGAAUGCUGCAUCUGCAAUGAGAUAGUUCACCCUGGCUGCCUGCAGAUGGACGGAGAAGGGCUGCUGAAUGAUGAAUUGCCCAAUUGCUGGGAGUGUCCAAAGUGCUACCAGGGUGAUGAGUUGGAGAAGGGCCAGAGAGCCUGUCAACAAGCAAACUCCAGAAUCCUGCAGAAGAAACGACUCUUCAAAGGGCACUGGCGCCCAGAUCCUGCCACCAAGCAGCGAGCAGACUAUGUGCGGCACCGGCUGGCCAAGUGGAGGCUGGCAGCGCUGCCUAGGCGGCAGAACUACGGUUACCAGCUCAUCCGUAGAACUGUGCCUGUUGCCCCAGAGAGCAGUGUCCCAGCAGAGGCAAGCAAGAAGCGGAAGAUGGAGGAGAGUGAUGAGGACACAGUGCAGGCCAAAGUCCUGCGGCCCCUGCGGAGCUGCGAGGAGCCCCUGACACCCCCACCGCACUCACCCACCUCCAUGCUGCAGCUGAUUCAUGACCCGGCAUCACCGCGAGGUGUGGUGACGCGCUCAUCCCCGGGGGCUGGCCCCAGUGAUCACCACAGCGCCAGCCGGGAUGAGCGUUUCAAGCGGCGGCAGCUGCUGCGGCUCCAGGUCACGGAGCGCACUAUGGUGCGGGAGAAGGAGAACAACCCUAGUGGCAAGAAGGAGCUGUCAGAAGUGGAGAAGGCCAAGCUGCAUGGCUCCUACCUUACGGUCACGCUGCAGAGGCCCGCCAAAGACCUGCACAGCACUUCCAUCGUGCCCAAGCUGCAGGCCAUCACCGCCUCCUCCACUAAUCUGCGGCACUCUCCCCGUGUGGUCGUGCGCCACUGCCCGGCCAGGACGCCCCAGCGGGCUGGGGAGGAGGAGGCAGCAGACGAGGAGGAGGCAGCAGACGAGGAGGAGGAGGAGGAAAGCGUGGAAGAGGGUGGGGCGGCCCGGUUGAAUGGCAGAGGCGGCCGAGCGCAGGAUGGCGAAGAGAGCUGGAUGCAGCGCGAGGUGUGGAUGUCCGUCUUCCGCUACCUCAGCCGCAGAGAGCUCUGCGAGUGUAUGCGGGUGUGCAAGACUUGGUACAAAUGGUGCUGUGACAAGAGAUUGUGGACGAAGAUUGAUUUGAGCAGGUGCAAGUCCAUCACUCCCCAGGCCCUGAGUGGCAUCAUCAAGAGGCAGCCAGUCAGCCUCGACCUUAGCUGGACCAAUAUCUCCAAAAAACAGCUCACCUGGCUUGUCAACAGGCUGCCAGGCCUGAAAGACCUCAUCUUAGCAGGCUGUUCCUGGUCUGCAGUCUGUGCGCUCAGUACCUCCAGCUGCCCCCUUCUCAGGACCCUCGAUCUUCGGUGGGCAGUAGGAAUCAAGGACCCUCAGAUCCGGGACUUGCUCACGCCUCCCACAGACAAACCCAGUCAAGACAAUCGCAGCAAACUCCGUAACAUGACAGACUUCCGGCUAGCUGGUCUGGACAUCACCGAUGCCACGCUCCGGCUCAUCAUCCGCCAUAUGCCCCUGCUCUCACGACUCGACCUUAGUCACUGCAGCCACCUUACGGACCAGUCGGCCAACCUCCUAACGGCCGUGGGGUCUUCCACACGCAAUUCGCUCACUGAGAUCAACAUGGCAGGUUGCAAUAAGUUGACAGACCAGUCACUGCUGUACCUGCGGCGCAUCUCCAACCUCACCCUGAUCGACCUGCGAGGCUGCAAGCAGAUUACCCGCAAGGCCUGCGAGCACUUCAUCUCAGACCUGUCCAUCAGCAGCCUCUACUGCCUGUCCGACGAGAAGCUGAUCCAGAAAAUCAGCUAGAGACCAACCCCAGGCAGACUGAAGAGAAGGAAAGAUCCCACCCCACCCCUCUCGGAGAGGCGCUCCUCCUCCCCAGCCCUGUCCUGCUGUGAGGCCAACAUCAUGCACUCCUCCAUCACCCACCUCUGCAGGCAGGGCAGUGGCCAGCCCCACUCCACUGGGUCUCCUCCUCCUCCUCUUCCUGGGACUUCGGCAGGGGAAGGGGGUCCUGCCAGACUGACCCAUAGCUGAGGAGGAAUGGGCUGUGGCCAGGGGAGCUCGUUCUGGAGCCUGGCUGCUGUUAGUCUGAGGUUGUGCAGAGGUAUCCGUGCAGGGAAAUGUGCCCCUCUUUUCUCCCUGCCUUGGCACCCCAAAACAGAUUUCACUUCCUACUCAGAAUGGGCAAGGGGAGUGUCCUCCCCCUGGAAAAGAGAUUGGAGCUGGAUGGUAUGAAACAAGCAUGCCUGGUCUCUCCAGUACCACCAUCACGUGUGGCUAUUGGACCUAUGGCUUGUUAUACUUGGCACACGUGCCACAGCUCUGCCCCCUGAGCUUUUCCUCCUCUUGGCCUGGCCUCACUAAAGUGACUAGGGUUUGCCUCCUGCAGCUUGUAUGCAGAGGGCAAGAGCCCCAUGGCAGUGGGUUUUCAAGGCUAGGUAUCUCCCAUGGCUAGCCAAGCUUCCACUCCAGAGCAGCGCUCGCCUGCUCAGAGCACCAUCUAUCCACACCCCCAUAAGGAUGAGUGUUCAGCCCUUCUGGAAGGGCUGGAGGUGGGUGUCUGCAGAGGCCAAGUCCAUCAGAGCUCAGGGAGAACUCAAAAGGUUUCCAGAGGGGUUUCUAGAUCCUGCACAGGGUGGGCUACAUGCUCUUCCCCCCCUUCCCCCCCCCCGGGACAGGCUAGUAUCAUUGAGCACUCUUGGGAUGCUGCGACCAGAGGAGAGGAUCCUUCUCCAUCCUGUCACCCAGCGUGUAGCUGUCUGCUCUCAAACUGGGAGACGUGGAGGGGGGUGUGAAAGUCCCCAUCCCCCUACCCCUUUAGCUGCCACUUUUCCUUUGCAAUGAAUGGUCGGUCCAAAGAACCCUCUCUCUUGGGCAGCAGAGAGCUUUUUGCACUUUAAAAAGAAAGGUUGGAAUCUUAUUUUGGGUCAUUUAUUUCCCCUCCCCCCAAAAGUGACUGGACGCUCCCCUGACUGCCUGAGCUUGUCGAUGUUUAAUGCACAGUUUGCACUCUGCUCUCUUUCUGCCCCCCAAAUCCCCUCCUCCUAAGCAUACUGAUAGCACAAAACCAGCCUGCCACGUGUUCCCCCAGCCCCUCUCCAGCCUUACAGGGGAAAAAGGAACUCUCUAAGCAGCAGGGAAAAGGGGGAGGGACGAGCGUUUGUGAAACCUCAAAGGAGAAUCGACCAGAUGCACCCUCACUGCUUCAAAAGCAAUAAGGGAGGCAGAAGCAGCUGUCACCCCUCCAGCUCUCCCCACAGCCUGCUGGCUCCGAAUUCUCUGGCACCAAUGACUUCUGCUGCUGCAGUGUUGGCUGGGGGUGGGGGGGUGUCUUUGUUUAGAUCCACUGAACGCCCAGUGGAGGGCUCAGGUCCUGUGCUUCCCCCGCCUCCAUAUCGUGAGCCUGCUUGCUUGCUGACUGGAACGUGCAAGUGUGAUGAAUUCCGCAGUGCCUCGGUACGUGGGAGUUUUGCUACAAUGGAUUCUUAGAGUUUUGGGUGGGGGAGCCCACUUUAUCUGACCUAGGAGUGGAAGCUUUCUGCCCUUUUGUUUUUGGUUACUCCUGUGGAAAACAGAAGAAUCAAACUACUUAUUUUUUUUCUUUUUUUAAAGAAAGGCAGGGGAAGCUAUACACAGGAGACAUACGUGCAUCUGACCUGGGGGACGCUCUGGGCCCAAGGAUUUUUGGGCUGGCUUUUCAUUUUCAGUUUGAAAAACAAAAGCAUCUUAGCUACUGUCACAUAUGCAUUCAGCGCUGAGCAACAGCAGAUCAGGUGUCCAUGGUAGGCAGGAGGAGGAGUCGAGUUGAUUGGGUGGAGGAAGUGGUCAGUCUUUUAACUUUGCUGUGCCACAGCCUUCUGAGACACAGCCUUCCACUAAGUCUGUGGCUUCAGAGACUUAAAAAAUUAAAGGUGUGAUACUCGUUCCUGUAGCUGGCCACCAUCUUGGAGGGCAAGGGAUGAAAAUCCACAAAGGAAAGAAGAAAGAAAAAAAAAUAUAUAUAUAUAUGAAAUCACUUAGUGAUUUAAAAAAAAACAACCCUGCUCCCUAAAUAAAACUCCCUGAAGAAAGUCACUUGGUUUAAAGGGUUUUGGUUGUGUUUUUUGUGUUUUUUUUGUUUUUUUUUCCCCCCAGAGAAAUAUUGUAAAUAUAUAUUUUUUGUUGGCAAUUUAGAGUCCAUCUCCAACAUUCGUGCUUUAAAAUUAAAUGUAAGCAUUAAGGGUAAAAGAAAACAAGUCUUAUGCUGUUUGGGUUGGGGGUUAUUAUUUGGGGGCAAAGGGAGGGGGAGCUAGUUGGAAUUUUUUUGUUUUUAUUUUCUCUUGUAAGCAUUCUCCAAUACUGGUUUUAGAGAGAAUCUUUGCUCAUAACCUAUUACCACAUGAACAGGAGAGACAUUUGUGGGGGAGGGAGGGGAAGAUACCAGCCUCUGAAGGGAAAUAUUUUGUUUCUUGGGGGUGGAUUUUUGGAAUAAAAGUUUAAAGAAAA